AUGACACCGGAAAAUGCAGUUUUACAUAAUUUACGCGAUUCGAUAAGCCGUAUUGUCGACAAUUUGCAUUUUACGAGCAUCGACGAAGCUGCGCAUGCCCGGCUCGUUGGUCUAGUCGCCGAUAAGCUGACGACGAUGGGUGACACGUGUCGAGCACUUCUGGAGAAUUCUGGAAGAACGGGAAUCGGCUUGAAUUCGGCGAUCGAUUUGAAAUAUUUAUUCAAAAUUCAUCAUGUCGAUUUGCGCAGCCUUCUGGAGUACACACAACAAGUUCGACCAUUUCCGCCGAAAAACUACGAAAUUCACGGAGACGAGUCUGCGGCGAUGCUGAAAUCGAAAAAAUUGAAAAACGAAAAUUUGAAAAAACCGGAAAAACCAAAAGUGAUUCGACAUCCCACACCGCCGAGUUAUAACAUUCCAAUCUACGAUAACAUGUCCCCUCACCAACUCGGCUACAACUCCGAAGUCGAUGCUGAAGCCACGCCCCUAAUUCCCGAUUUUCCAAAUUCCACAAAAAUUCCGUCGACACCACCAUCAGAAUCCCCUCAAAUUCAUCAUCUUCCACCGCCGCCACCACCUCCUCCGAUUCCUCCGAUUCCAUAUUUUCCAACGUCUUCUGAACGACUUUUCGAAGAAUUCAUCCCGAUUUUCGAUCCGAUAGUUCCACCGCCGCCAGUUUACACUGUUCCAGAACCUGUCGUUAAGCUCAAAAUAUUCAAAGCCGAUCCACCACUGAUUUACGAGCCAAAACACCAUGAUCGAGACGAUCGAAUCCCACAAAAAUGGCCGAAAUUCGAUAAAUAUCGUCUGCCAAAAUCGGAAAAACGGACUCAAAAACUGGAAAAAACGCCAUCAAAUGCAUCGAUUUCUGGUCCAAAAAUGACACGAAAACGAUUGAUGCAAACGAAUUACGAACGACGGCUGAGAAAUGAACAAAUGGCACGGGAAGAGAGAAAAAAAGAGAAACUGCUGGAAAAAUUGAAACAACGAGAGGAAAUGGAGAGAAAACAUCAGAGAGUCGAAGAGCCGCCCGUUCGAAAAUUCAAAGGAAGACUGCCGAGAUUGGUGUUGAAAGUGCCCAAGGAGACGUUGAAAGAGCUGAAAAAUGAUGAACCAAUCUCAUCGGGUCCACUUCUUCCAUUGUCGCCCAAGAAAGACGAAAAUCACAAUUUGAUGAUUUCAAAAUCUUCGAAACCUCAUCAUCGGAAUUCUGCCGCCACGUCAUCUGAAUUUAGAAAAGUGAAAACGGAGAAUAUUGGCGAUAGAGCGCCAUUGCUGAAGAUGAAAAUUUCAUUUAGAAAGUGUUAUGAGGGAGCAAUGAUAAUGAAAGUGGUAACCACUGAUUAUCAGAAGAUUUUCAAUGGAGCAUGGCAGCCGCUAGUUGGCACGUGGCAGAGCAGAAAUGGCGUUUACUCGAAAACGACACUUCCCCGAAGAGCCCAAAAAAGAGCAUCCACCACUCCAUCAUCAGCAACGUCUUCUAAAAAUCUUCCAAAGAUAAAAUUCAAGAGAAAUUCGGAUAACGAUUAUUCGAUAAUUUAA
This is a messenger RNA of Caenorhabditis briggsae, 1542 nucleotides long. Bases 1 to 1542 code for a protein of 513 amino acids. Gene Ontology annotation, molecular function: protein heterodimerization activity. Gene Ontology annotation, cellular component: transcription factor TFIID complex. The record is from RefSeq and is a predicted model, not a curated record. Gene Ontology annotation, biological process: transcription initiation at RNA polymerase II promoter. The transcript is spliced from 10 exons. Lineage: Eukaryota; Metazoa; Nematoda; Chromadorea; Rhabditida; Rhabditidae.